AUGAGCCCCCGCGAUCUCCCAGCGGGCCGGAAAGCGGCCCGCCCUGCAUCUUCCAAGCGAACUCGCCCGCACAGCAGCCGCCCUCGCAAGCGUCUGGCUCCCAGCUGCAGCUCGGCCGAUCCUGGCUCGGCUGCCGACGGCGAGCUUCGCAGCGACCACAGCGGAACCAAGCAUCACUCCGAUCCCGACGAGGCCGAAAGCGACACAGAGCUCGCCGAUGGCGGCGGCCAGCUCAUGGAAGCAGAUCCGGCUCUGGUUCGUGCGAGCCAAGAACUGCCCCAGGACGGUGACAGCGCCAGCGACCCCAUUCUCGAGUCCUCCGCUUGCCAGGGCUAUCAAGAGCAGCUCGCCAAAGUGAUCGAGACUGUCCUGGAGAGUGACUCGCAUCUGAUGGGCCCUGAGCAGACCCAGGCCAUCAACGCAUACCAAUCUCUGAGCGACGAUGCCAAGUGGCUAUUCAUCAAGAUGUAUAACCGCACGCCAAAGUACGAGCGACUCUCGAGGCUUGGUCUGUCCGAGGACUGCGAUCGCAACGCUGUUGUCGCCGAGCUGUGCGGUGCAGCGCCCUCUUUUGCAACCACCCAAGGACCAUCAUCGCUCCUUGACUGGCUCGGCCUGCUCACAAAAGAUGAACUCGACGGACUUGCGCGAAGCCGCAGGAUCAAAACAGCUCAGCGAGCCCAGGAUCUUCGGGUAGCCUUGGACAGGUCGAUCCACUCGCAGUCAACCCUGAGGAACUGGAUAUCUCGGGCCACGGCCAAGAACGCAGUCACAGUCACAGAGGCGAAAGCAGAAAUCGACGCAGACUCGCCAACGCAUGCGGAGCAGCGAUGCAUCCAGGAAAUCCAGAACAUCACGGGUCCGUUGAUCAAGCUGCACGAUUGGGCCCGACAACUCGUCAACAGCCUUUUUAUCAUCCACGACCGCAUAACGGUGUGGCCUCGCGACGACAAGUUCAUGUUGAACUCGAUCCUGGCCAAUCUGCAGAUACGGGCCCGCACCUUUGCCCGAUACACAGUCAACCGGAUUUCGCUGACAUGGCCGACUCGGGAAGACUUUGAGCUCUAUGUCCGAUACUUGAAAGCCGAGCGCGAUCUGGACGAGAAUCUGCAUCGGUGUGAGAGCACAGCGCAGUACUCGCCACUCUUGUCUGAGUGGAUGGUUCUCUAUGGCGAGUGGCAGACGCUCCUCAAGAAUCAAGAGCACGAACACAUCAUCGGGACACCGUGGUUCCAGAUCUUUUUGCCAGGCUGGAUCCUGACUCGAGUCAUGGGGCUUGGCGUGGAACUCUUUCGCCGCCUUGGACGCUUCAAAGAUCUUGCCACGUUGCUGUCGCAGCUGGUGAACGAGUCUCGCCGCGGACAGUGGUUCACCGAGUAUGCCAAGGUGCUGGACUACCAUCUGCAGGAUAGGGAAGCCGCAUACAAGGUCUGCUUGGAAGCCCUCAGCGACCGCUAUCUCAACACAGGCUGCGAGCGCGAGAUUCAACGGAGGCUCUUCAAACUGCACAAGUCCCUCAAGAAAUCAGAGUCACUCCAUUUGCACUACCUCGAAAACAGCCCUGUCCGCGUGGUGACUCGGAUCGCUGCCCGGAGAGUCUUUAGCCAACAGUCGAGAAAAGCCCUGUACGAGAACAACAAGGGCGAGCACGUCACUGUGGAAGAGUUGGCGAUGGAGUAUUUUGUCGACCGUGGAUACAAGUGCAUCCACGCGGAGAGCAGCAUCAUCACGACGCUGUUCGGGAUAUUGUUCUGGGACAUCAUAUUCGAUGACUCGCCCAUCGGCGUGUUCAUCUCGCCUUACCAAGGCGCUCCCUUGGACCUGACAACUGAGUUUUUCUAUCCAACGCGAUCGAGCUCCAUCGACUCCCGCGUCAAGCUCAUACGUCUUGACGGCGCCCGGAGCCUCAUCGAGACAGUCGAUGAUCGCGAGCGACCAACCAAGACGGUCUGUCGAGGUGUCAACUGGGACAGCUUUACCAAGCAGGAUCUGGUCGAGAUUGCCGAGUGUAUCGGCAGCACACCGCUGUCGAGUCUGUGUCUGCUCUUUGCCCAGUGCUACUGGGCUCAUUCGUCAGGGCUACCUGACUUGUGCGUCUGGAACACCGAGAACAAAUCGGUUCGCUUUGUGGAAGUCAAGGGCCACGGCGAUCGCCUCUCGGAACAGCAAAAGGUCUGGCUCGACUACUUGAACUCCAACGAGAUAUCCGGAGAAGAGUUCCAUGUCGAUCUCGUUGCGAAGCCCUCCAAACAGACCCAGUGA
Molecule: messenger RNA, 2262 nt
Organism: Polychytrium aggregatum
Lineage: Eukaryota; Fungi; Chytridiomycota; Chytridiomycetes; Polychytriales
Exons: 15
Coding region: 1-2262 (753 amino acids)
Biological process (GO): interstrand cross-link repair
Cellular component (GO): nucleus
Molecular function (GO): 5'-flap endonuclease activity; 5'-3' exonuclease activity; flap-structured DNA binding
Source: RefSeq, a predicted model, not a curated record